ACAAACAGGCCUUUUUGUUGAGAAGACCCAAAGAAAGACCAGCCAAACAAUCCACAAUGAGAUAUCUUGAUGACCGACAGCUUUACCCUGUAUGAACGCUAUGUGGCUUCUGUGAGAAGGUACAACAACUUCGAGAGGGCUUUCCAAGAUCAUACUCUCCUUCUAGAGUAUAUUCAGCGCGAAGAGAAGAACCCAGAACCUGCUUCACUAUCGACUGUGGCCAAUUGGGUUAAAGAAGCGGGUAUAGACACAACACAGCUCAAAGCCCAUUCAACAAGAUCUGUUGCAAGUACCAAGACUUAUAUGAUGGGAAUUGGUGUUCAAAAACUAAAACAACUCACCAAUCGGGAUCUUCGCACGGACGUAAUUGAAUGA
This is a messenger RNA of Rhizopus microsporus ATCC 52813, 375 nucleotides long. RefSeq lists its product as uncharacterized. The transcript has a single exon. The coding region runs from base 70 to 375 and encodes 101 amino acids. NCBI's taxonomy places the organism in Eukaryota, Fungi, Mucoromycota, Mucoromycetes, Mucorales, Rhizopodaceae. The record is from RefSeq and is a predicted model, not a curated record.